UUUCUCGAGUGAAAAAAACUCCGAUCGAACUCCGGUUUCGUUGUGAGUAGUCACCCAGACUCGUUAUUCACUGUCAACACUGCCGUCUUGCAGCCUAGUUGGAUGAGUGCUAGCCACCCCGAGAGGGCAAACGCUCUUGACAAAUUUCUUGGGAAGACCAGUACAUCCAGAAAAACAUUCAAGGCAAUAAUGCUGGGCUUCGACCGCGGCGAGUAUGCCGUUGCUCUCAUGGACAUACGAAACGACGUCAAAAAAAUCAGCUCCCUCGUUGGCGAUGCCAUGGAGCUUGCAGCAUUGAGGCGAGAACGGAGUCGCAGAGUCAACACGAAGUUCUGGUCCUCGAUUCGUCAGUACGCUGACAGUCUUUUCCAAUCGAUAAGGUGGCAAUGUGUUUGUGCCUCGGAUCAUACAGUCAACUUGCGCCUUCAGACCCGAGCAAAGAAGAAGCAAGAUGCAGAUGCUACAUAUCUCUUCGUAAUUCUCUUUGCGUUUUCGGGGAACCUGGGCCCCAAUAGCUCGCAGCCAUGGAUAUGGAGGCAGGCUCAGGUGCAACUUUUAGAUAUUCCACAGGCGCAGGUUAUUGGCUCCGUUCCCUUCGCCGGCAUUGGGCCACCUCCUUCACCAACCCCCGGUUCAAAAAUUGCUUCUCUAUGUGAAGCGCUCAGGCGCGCCAUGGUAACCAUUCGUUUCAUGUUCGUUUGUCGCCACGGAGCCUGAACCCUUGUUCUUUUAGUUUCUCGUCAUCUUCCUGGCGCCUGGUUUUCAUGAUAGGUUGCGAAGCAACGCCAAUCGAGCAUAGCGCAUGUCCUGUUCAUUUCUACAACUAACCUUAAAUGCUACAAAAGCUGUUGCAAACCUCGUUUCCUCCGCACCGGCGGGCCGCAUCAAGCAUCUUGACCCU
This is a messenger RNA of Hyaloscypha bicolor E, 901 nucleotides long. RefSeq lists its product as uncharacterized. The transcript has 2 exons. The record is from RefSeq and is a predicted model, not a curated record. NCBI's taxonomy places the organism in Eukaryota, Fungi, Ascomycota, Leotiomycetes, Helotiales, Hyaloscyphaceae. Bases 103 to 717 code for a protein of 204 amino acids.